GUAGACCUUCCAUAGUCCCGAAUUUGUCUAUGGAAAGUUAAUUGGAUAGAUUGUGGGGUGCGAAUUUGUCUAUUGAGAGUUAAUUAGAUAGAUUGUGAGGUGCGAAUUUGUCAUGUCUAUUUUUACGAUUCCUGGUUCCAGUCUGAGAUGCGGUGUGAGUUUCAGCUCGCCUGCCUACGUCUUUUGUUUUUCAAGUACACACAAGCGGGCUGCUCAUAGGCAGAGGAACAUCCAAGUCAUUCAAUGUGGAGGGAGGAUAAGAGUAGAGGAUGACCUUUCUGCACUUCUACAGAUAUUACCAAAUGAUGUAUGUGAGAAUCUGCUAAAGCAACCAAAACAAGAUCAACUCUUAGAGGUUGUCUUAGAUUUAGGUCGAUGCCCUGAAGCACGCUUCCUUGGUGAAGAUGGUGGUGUUUCUCUACGGGCUGAAGAGAUAACACGAAAGGACUUGGACGCAGUUCAGGCUUCCAUUGGUGAGUUUGGUGGUGACAAUCGAGCAGGGAUUGAAGGGACUCUGCACAGAAUAUCUGCAAUUAGGAGCAGAAAAGGCAUGAUAGUUGGUUUGACAUGUAGAGUUGGCCGAGCAGUGAAUGGCCAUGUUGACAUGGUCCGUGACCUUUUACCUUAUGGAGAAAGUAUUUUAUUUCUAGGAAGGCCUGGUGUGGGAAAGACUACUGUAAUGCGUGAAAUAGCUCGAGUUCUGGCAGAUGAGUUGCAUAAAAGAGUGGUUAUUGUUGAUACAAGCAACGAAAUUGGAGGGGACGGAGAUAUUCCUCAUUGUGCAAUUGGGAGUGCAAGAAGAAUGCAAGUUCCAGAACCAUCUUUACAGCACAAAGUUAUGAUAGAAGCUGUAGAGAACCAUAUGCCAGAGGUAGUUAUUGUUGAUGAGAUUGGAACAGAAGCAGAGGCACUUGCUUGUCGGACCAUUGCAGAAAGAGGUGUGAUGUUGGUUGGGACAGCACAUGGCGAAAGACUGGAGAAUCUGAUAAAGAACCCCACACUUUGUGAUCUGAUUGGGGGAGUGCAAGCAGUUACAUUGGGGGAUGAUGAAGCUCGGGCAAGGGGAACACAAAAAAGUGUUCUUGAGCGUAAAGCUCCUCCACCUUUUCCUCUUAUGAUUGAAAUGAGGGAGAGGAAUUAUUGGGUUGCUCAUCGGACAGAAAGAAGCGUGGACAUUUUACUUCAUGGUGGGAAGCCCUUAGUUGAGAUCUGAUGUUGACUAGGAGAGCUACUUCCUACUUGAACCAUCCAACUUCCCUAAAGUAAUUGGGUGAUUGUCCAACUGAAUAGUUGCAUUUCAUCUUUUCCUCUACAGAAAACAAAUUGAAGUCAACUUAAUUGUAUGUUGAGCACUUCAAAUCCGUCUCUUAUCUUCCAAUUGUCCUGCAGUGGCACACCUUGCCAAGAAAGAGAGGUAAUCAAUAUAAUAUCAAAUUCAGGAUCAAACUGCUCCUAAAAGGACUUGGCAGCAGUACAUCUCUCAAAGAAGUGGCUUUUAUUUUUCUUGGAAUUAUUUAUUAUUGCUCUGAAAUGCAUCUCUUAUGAUUGUUGGCACUUCACUCUUUUCCUUACCGGUAUUUGUGAAAAAAAGAAACCAUCAUCCACUGAACAACAUGAAAAAACCUACCAAAUUUGUAGCUUGCCUCUGGCUAUUAUCAGAAGAUUUCAGGCUUAAUACAGUUUUCAAGUUUCACAUGGCAUUACUGAAGAAGUAUAAUAAAGAAAUCAAGUGGAAUUAAAAGUCCCUUUAGCAUGGGACAUUCUCUGCAGUUUGCUUU
Cryptomeria japonica (Japanese cedar) is the source of this 1778-nucleotide messenger RNA. RefSeq lists its product as uncharacterized. Lineage: Eukaryota; Viridiplantae; Streptophyta; Pinopsida; Cupressales; Cupressaceae. The record is from RefSeq and is a predicted model, not a curated record. Bases 113 to 1213 code for a protein of 366 amino acids. Gene Ontology annotation, molecular function: ATP hydrolysis activity. The transcript has 9 exons.